AUGUCAGAAAAUCCAAUAUGGAGAUGAAAGUUGUUCAGUUGUGUUGUGUAUCAGGUUAAGGAAGUAGGUGACGGUGUGCGCGAGCAGGUCGGAGGUGUUUUUAAUGUUAAAAUGUACGUUUUGUGGCCCCGGCCGGCUAAAACAGCAAUAUUAGCAAUCGGCCUUUUAAUUGCUGUGCAUGAGGCGGCGGCCACCCACCUCCAGGGGACCUGGAACUCGGAAGACUUUUUCCUUUUCCUAUCCAAGUUCGGUGUCCAAAAGACGGACUUGCAUUACGAAAAAGACACCCUCGGCUACAUCUACGGCAAUGUUACGACGCGUUCCAACUCAAGCCACACGGUCACCCUCGCCGUCCUUGACAGGACGUACUUCCUGGAGUAUUACGGCAACAGGACCCUCAUCGAUAAGGAGGCCGCAUGCAAAAGGAUGUUCGACAAGAUCGGCCAUGUGGCGUACGACUCCUGCUACGAGGACGGGAUCGAUCUCUUGAGAAGGGUCCCUUGUCCCGAAGGCGAACUAUGCCCCGACGAAGACACCCCUUGGAACGUGGUCAAACAUUCCCAGUUUACAUUUGCAGUCAAAGACCUAAGUGAACCGAGAUUUUGGUAUGUAAGCCUAGUUGCUUGUUAUCGAAAUACCUCAACAUGUGAAUGGCACCACAUGGCUCACAGUUUAGAAAUUAAUUACGAUAUUUGGUUAGUUAAUGGAAACCCAAACACGAGCACAUACAACCCUCUCGUUUACCAGUUUUCAUUUGACCGACAGAAUACCGUCGAGCUGUAUCUUGUAUUUUUUAUGGUAUACUUUGUCCUCGUCCCUCUUCAACUGUAUGCUGUUGUACGACAGAGACACCCAGUUACACGACUUUUCACGGCAUCCUUGCUUUUAGAAUUUCUAGGCUUGUGUUUUAAUCUUGUCGAUGUUAUCAAAUUCACUAUGGAUGGAGUCGGAUAUCCAAAUAUUGCUGUUGUAGGAGACAUACUGGAUAUCCUUUCAAGGACUACUUUUAUGCUAUUACUUCUACUCUUAGCCAAAGGGUGGGCUGUCACGAGGCAGGAAUUCACAUGGAAACCACUUCUAUUCACAGUAUGGUUUAUUUAUGGGGUGGUCCACGUUUUACUUUAUGUCUGGAACAAAACAGAGGUGGACAUCAUCGAGGACAUAGACGAAUACCAAACAUGGCCUGGGUGGCUCAUUCUUGGCUUGAGAUGUUUAAUAAUUGUAUGGUUUCUACUGGAACUUCGUGCCACAAUGAGAUAUGAGCACAAUGACUCAAAGCUCCAUUUCUUCCUGCACUUUGGUGCUUCGGCUCUUGUGUGGUACAUAUACCUUCCAAUCAUUGCUCUAGUCGCUCUCCAAAUACCACCAUUUUGGAGAUACAAACUGUUAUUAGGUAUUACAUAUUCGGCUGAUUGUCUUGCUUAUAUCGUGAUGACUCAGUUGCUUUGGCCUACAAGGACUGAACAGUAUUUCUUAUUGGCCACACACCGGCUCGAUGCGACUGAGGAACUUGAUGAGUUCAACGAGGCCCCACAUGUUAUACACGGCUCUGGCAAUGAUCGGUUGAUCGCAUGGGAACAGCCAGAUCCGAAGGAAAAACUUCUAGACAUCCCGGAAAACAUUGACAUCAAUAGUCACAGGCUGUGCAGAUCCUGCAAGCAAACAAAAGAGAAUUUAACAUGUUUUCAAACAGGAGAGAAAUUAUUUUGGGGUCUACAACACAACCGUUGGAACUGGGACAAAUAAUAUCUAAGAUGAA
Molecule: messenger RNA, 1759 nt
Organism: Cimex lectularius (bed bug)
Lineage: Eukaryota; Metazoa; Arthropoda; Insecta; Hemiptera; Cimicidae
Product: transmembrane protein 145
Exons: 7
Coding region: 112-1746 (544 amino acids)
Biological process (GO): G protein-coupled receptor signaling pathway; response to pheromone
Source: RefSeq, a predicted model, not a curated record